Didymella exigua CBS 183.55 is the source of this 1875-nucleotide messenger RNA. Its product is annotated as Nse4-domain-containing protein. Gene Ontology annotation, biological process: DNA repair. Gene Ontology annotation, cellular component: Smc5-Smc6 complex; nucleus. The coding region runs from base 84 to 1592 and encodes 502 amino acids. The record is from RefSeq and is a predicted model, not a curated record. Lineage: Eukaryota; Fungi; Ascomycota; Dothideomycetes; Pleosporales; Didymellaceae. The transcript is spliced from 2 exons.
CGUCACCUCAGCCUGCUGUGCCUCUCAACAUUCAACGUCAGCACCGCUCAUUCUUCGUUCGCUCGGAUCCGAGACAAGCCAAAAUGGCGCGUCUCAACACCCAUCCUUCUGCGACACCGCUGCAGACUCGGUCCUCGACUGUAGACUCCCUCUAUCGCGACCCCUCAGUCGCGCCCCGUAAUGCGAGCAGCGCGCGUGGUACAACAUACUCUGUCAUGAGUCCGUCCCAAUCGUCCGAUAAGGAGAAUUUGGGAUCAGAAUCGCGCGAGAGUACGCCUCAGCCCGCAAAACGAAAGGGACUUGGCAGCGCGUCAGGACGUAUUCCUACCCCAGACACAGGUUCCACUGUAGGCAGUGGCGGCAACAAGCGGCAACGGACUGGCACCUAUGAUCUGAAUGGUGGAUCCGAGAUCUAUGCGGACGAGGAAGAAGAGCCCGAACGCGCACAGCGACGAAGGACCGCAACUACUCAGCCUGAGGAAGAGGAGGAAGACAGCCAGAGCAAGCUAUACAACCCCAACCAGGAUCCCAACAAGCGUCGAGAGGUCCGCUACCAGCUGCGCGAGAAUCAUCGCCAAUUGGAGGACAAUCGCAGCGAAUUUGUCAAAGCGAACAACACCGGACUGUACGAGCUCCUGAGGAAGAACGACUCUACUUUCGGAAAGGUGCGGCAAACAGCAGAUGCGACUGUGGACUCGAGGUUCCUGGUCACUGCAACCGACCUCGCAAACAAGAAACUACAGAACAGUCUGCACGGCAGCGGUGGGGCUGGUGUCGAUCUCGACCAGUUCGUCUCCAAGUGCAUAUACUUCAUGAAAUCUGGCGGCUACAGAUACGGCGAGGAAGACGCGCCGACAAUUGCUGUUGCUGAUGAUGAGGAGGACGAUACAGGCGACGGUCUCGACUGGGCCCUGUUUGGACGACAAGCUUGUUUUCCGAGUAACAAGCGACCGCCUACGGCGAACUUCCUUCUUGGACCUUUGUCUGUACAAAAGAAGGUCAGGACCACGCAACGGCGCGCUACCCAACGGAGAGCGCCUGUUGGCCCUGCGACAAGACCACAAGAAGUCAAAGAAGGCGACAUCACUCAGUCAGAGAACGCGAAUCUUACACACGUGGUCAAAGGAAUCAAGUCAAGGUUGGAAUCUCACCUCAACACCGCAGCAGAGGCUGCUAGCGAUGAGAUGGGUGACAUUCCUGAAGAUGACGCGACAGAAGAGUAUGUCUCUGCUGUAUUCGCGCGACAUCGUGUCGCUCAGACCCCAGAGGGCGAACCUGCAGUCCAUCUUUUCGACUUUGCCAUCAAUCCUCUCGACUUUGGACAGACGGUUGAGAAUCUUUUCUACAUCAGUUUCUUGGUGAGGGAAGGUAACGCGCAGAUUGUCAAAGACAAUGAUGGUUUACCACUACUCGCACCUGCCGCACCACGAGGCGUAUCCGAACAACGAGACCAGGGCGCGCAGAAGCAUCAGGCUGUCUUUAGUAUUGAUUAUCUAACAUGGCAGAUGUUUACCAAAGCCUAUGGCAUCAUGGAGCCGCUCAUACCGCAUCGCUUGCAAGAGGAAGAUAACGGCGGUUCUCGUUGGUACUGAGCUUGAUGUAGUUUCACGGCCUUCGCUUUGCUACGUUCCUCGCGGCUAUCCCUAUGCUUCGCACGUUCUUUUGGGUCUGACUGGUGCUAUGGUGUACUGCAUUGGCUGUACCGCCCGGCGCAACUUCUUCUAUGAUACUAUGAUCGGCGGCUCUUCCUCGCACUUUAGCUCUUUCUAUCUUCGAUACCCCAGAUCUCAUAUUCAUCCUACCAGGGCUUCUUAUGUGGCCUAGAUAGAGGAUUGCUCAGUAGCUCUCUGCACGCAAUACCAGUUACAUCACUUU